GCUCCGAGCUAACUGUGUCCCGUGGCCUGCUGCUCAGAAGAGAUGUGGAGACAGCAGGUAAAAACAGAGCAAGAAGAGAAGUCGGAGGAUUUCCUCAGAGCUAAAGAUGAGGAAGAUGAAAACAUGAAGAUMCAGAUAGAAGCAGUUUACAGCCUCAACCACCAGCUGCAGACAUCAGUGGUUCCUGAAGGUGUUCAUCUGCGGAUUAAAGAAGAUCCCGAAGAACAGAACCCUGAUGUGGACCAGCAGGACCAAGAACACCUCCAAAUAAAAGAGGAAGAGGAGGAACUGUGGAGCAGUCUGGGAGCAGAGCAGCUCAAUGUGAAGGAGGAGACUGAUGCCACCAACUUUACGUUCACUGCAGUUCCUUUGAAGUCUGAGGAUGAUGAAGAUAAACCUCUGUUCUUACAGCUUCAUCAACACCAAGCUGAAGUCAGAGAUCUUCCAACCAGCAGCUCAGCUCAGGAUUCUGACUCCUCCGAGACUGAAGUCAGUGAGGAUGAUGAAGAGGAUGAUGAUGUGAACAAUCCUGACUCUCAGCUUAAACACGUAGCAGAGACUGGGUCAAAAACUGAAGACACUGAUAAAGACUGGGAGCCAUCUCCCAGCAGGGUUCCAGAAUCAGGCGUAAAAAACCACAAAAAUGAACAGAAGCUGUUGUGUUGUGAGCUGUGUGGGCUAUGGUUUAACACAAAGGCCAGUUUAAACACACACAUGAGGAGCCACACAGGACAGAAACCAUUUUGUUGUGAGCUGUGUGAUCAAAGGUUUACUGAAAAGGGCAGUUUAAACAUACACAUGAGAAUCCACACAGGACAGAAACCAUUUUGUUGUGAGCUGUGUGAUCAAAGGUUURCCACAAAGAGCAGUUUAAACAGACACAUGAGAAUUCACACUAAAAACAAAGCACUCAUGUGACUCCUAAGUUGAAACCACACAGAAGGAAUCAUCCGUUUGUCUUUACACAUGCUUCAGAUAAAUUAAGACUAUGUUGCUUUUUAACAAGUUAUGAAAGUCCAGAUGAUGAUGAUGAUGAUGAUGCCAUGGAUCUGGAAACUUUAAUAUGUUAGUUGACAGCAUUGGAGUGAUUACAGACACACCUGUGGACACAUUUUAAAGCUGACCCUAAACACUGUUUCUUUGUGUGAGACCCCAGGAACAAUCAAAAGAAAUCAGUCCUGAUAUCAGGAAGAAAACUGUUGACCUGCACAACUCUGGUUCAUCCUUGGGUGUGUAUGAAUGCUAAAGUUAAUGGUCCAAACUGAAAAGAGCAGUCUACAAAUCUGAGUCAGUUCCACUAGUUUUGUCAGGGAGAACCAGACAAAACUCCAGCAAACUACUCAAAUAAACUUGUGGAAGGAUA
This is a messenger RNA of Austrofundulus limnaeus, 1363 nucleotides long. Its product is annotated as zinc finger protein 2-like. Bases 43 to 918 code for a protein of 291 amino acids. NCBI's taxonomy places the organism in Eukaryota, Metazoa, Chordata, Actinopteri, Cyprinodontiformes, Rivulidae. Gene Ontology annotation, molecular function: RNA polymerase II cis-regulatory region sequence-specific DNA binding; DNA-binding transcription factor activity, RNA polymerase II-specific. Gene Ontology annotation, biological process: regulation of transcription by RNA polymerase II. The transcript is spliced from 2 exons. The record is from RefSeq and is a predicted model, not a curated record.